This is a messenger RNA of Amblyraja radiata (thorny skate), 2890 nucleotides long. RefSeq names its product threonine synthase like 1 (gene thnsl1). The record is from RefSeq and is a predicted model, not a curated record. Gene Ontology annotation, cellular component: cytoplasm. NCBI's taxonomy places the organism in Eukaryota, Metazoa, Chordata, Chondrichthyes, Rajiformes, Rajidae.
UGUAAUUGAAUUUGUUGUAAAUACAAAGAAGUGAAUAUACCAGAUCCUCUUUAUCCUUAUACAAAUCGUAGCUUUCUGUUCUUACUAUCUGAUCUGGUAAAAAACUAUAUUCCUUCACUCCUGCUCGCUCCAGUCGAUCUGACCACUCCCAGUGGUUUCGCUAGCCUCAUCCGAUGUAUGUCACGCCCAUCUACGUAUCAAAAUCCCAACCUCAAGCAUACAAAAUAAUUCUGCAACAAAUAUCUAGACAAAAUAAUAAUAUAUGGCAACAGUAACUAGCCGAAGCAAGAAUGGCUCCUACAAACCAUAUGACACAAUUACAAAUAUUAUAAAUUUUGAUUGCAUCCUACUAAUGUCUCCUGUUUUAUUAAUAGGUAAUCAACAUAAUUAAAUCUCAUCAUGGCCCUGGCUUUGAAGUAAUAAUAUUGGGUUAUUGGACAGGAUUGGUAUCUCUUUGGCAGCUCAAAUUUAAUGGAAGGUCACACUUUAAGGUUCUGAUAUAUGCCCUUGUUUGAAGGAUGGUCACGAUGUCCCGACUGAUUUCUGCAGGUGCACGUUUACUGAAGCACAGACUUUUUCACUCGAAUGUGUGUGGUCAGUCUUUAAUUUCAGUUAACUGAAAUUGUGUUUUAUGUUUAAGGACAUACCCAUUUCCUAAACGUCCCAUGUCAAUGCUGCCCACAGUUUGUUCACUGCUGGAUGAGAAGAAUAUCGUUCUUGUGGGGGCUCCUCGCGCAGGGAUGACAACGGUAGGGAUCUUUCUUGGUCAGAUGACUGGCCUACCAGUGAUAGAUAUUGAUGAUCUACUCAAAAGAACCUGGCACAUGAGCGUGACUCAGAAGCUGCAGCAGAUUGGUGAUGAAUUAUUCUUACAAGAAGAAGGUGAAAUUCCUCAGAGAUUUUCAACAACGAGAAGCAUUAUUGCUCUUACUGGGUCUAAUCCACUGCAUCCCCAGAGUAUGUACCACAUGAAAAAGAAUGGGGUCGUUGUUUAUCUCGAUGUGCCUCUUGAAGAAUUACUUGAAAGGCUUGAAGGUAUGAAGGUAGACCACAUUGUUGGGCUAAGGCCUGGUGUUCCAAUACAAGAAAUUCUUCAGAGCAGACAACAAUUUUACCAUAAAUGGUAUGAUAUACGGGUUCUAUGUCAGUACGGUGACAAAGUUCUUGAUGGUUUGAAGAGGCAUCAAGGCUCUGAGAUAUUUAUUUCCACAAGAAGUGUAGCUAAAAAACCUGUAUUAAUGAAAGAUCCCAACUCCUUCUCCGAUGUCAUUAUUGAAGGCCUGGCUUUUGAUGGUGAUCUCUACGUCCCUGCAGACAACUUUCCUGCAAUGGUUGCUGGGGAGUGGCAAAGGCUGGUUGAAGCACCUUAUACUGAACGGGCCCAGGUCAUUUUGGAAAAGUGUGUGCACCCCAUUGAUGUGCCAGCUAUGAACCUGCGAGAGAUGGUGAUGAGAGCAUAUGGACAGAACUUUGCAUGCAGCAACAUAGCACCAAUCAGACAUUUGUCUGGCAAUCAGUAUAUUUUUGAAUUAUUCCAUGGGCCCACAGCAUCCGUCAAAGAUUUUGCUUUGCAGAUGUUUCCAUAACUAUUUGCAUAUUGCAUGUCUAGAACUUGCAAUUACCUAAUUCUAAUGGCUACGUCUGGGGAUACAGGGUGUGCUGUUCUGGAUGGUAUUGGCUGCCUCAGUGAUAAUGACAAACAAAGAAUCUCAGUUCUCACAUUUUUUCCCAAAGAUGGAAUUAGUCAGAUUCAGAAGGCACAGAUGAUUAGUUACAAAGAUGAAAAUGUGAAGACUGUAGGUGACAAGUCUAACUUUGAUUUCUGUCAGUCAACCAUAAAGCAAAUAUUCACAAAUCCCAAUUACAUUGGCUUCCUGACAGUUGAAUAUGGGUCAGCUCUAAGCACUGCAAACUCAAUAAACUGGGCUUGUCUGCUGCCACAGGUAAUUUAUCAUGCCUCUGCCCAUCUCGAUCUUAUCAAGCAAGGCGUAAUUGCUUUUGGAGAUCCAGUUGAUGUUUGCAUUCCCACAGGACAUUUUGGCAACAUAAUGGCAGCGGUAUAUGCAAAAUGCAUGGGGAUUCCAAUUUGAAAAUUCAUAUGCGCUUCAAAUCAAAAUAAUGCCCUGACUGAUUUCAUAAGAACAGGCAAAUAUGAUUUGAGGCAUAGAACUGCAACAGCUUCCAUGUCUCCUGGAUUAGAUAUUCUCAGGUCCUCCAACGUCGAGAGAUAUUUACACCUUGUUGCACGUGGUGAAGGGCAGCUGGUGAGGGAGCUGAUUUCCCAGUUGGAUGAGAGCAACCACUUUCAGGUGCCAAAUAUUUUGCUGAAGAGAAUUCAACUUAGCUUUCUGGCAGAUUGGUGUUUGGAGGAGGAGUGCUUAGCUGCAAUCUAUUCUGUGCAUAAGUCCACAGGAUACGUUCUGGACCCGCACACAGCCGUGGCAAAAGUUGUAGCAGAUCGUCAGCAAGACCGGAGCUGUCCAAUUAUUAUUGCAGCAACAGCUCAUCCUUGCAAGUUCACAGCUGAUGUGUUACAGGCUUUGAGGUUUAAGGAAAUCAGUCAGCAUCCAGCUGAUCAGCUCCAGAUGUUAAGUUCCCUAAACUCCCUGCCUUCUGUUCACAAAGCCGUGAUGGAGAGAAUUGGCAAGAUUCACAUCCAAAAAAAAGAAGUCUGUCCAGAAGAGCCAAGUAUAAUUAUGGAUACUAUUGAAAAUUUUAUUCAGCAGCAAGUUAUGAAAAUUAAUUAGAUAAUAUGGUCCCUGAUUUUCAUUAUGACACAAAUUUCAAGAAUAAUUAGUAUGUUUUCUGCUUGUAUGGUAACAUACUGCUUGUAUAUUUUCUGCUAGAUUUGGAAGCAAUGCAUGCCCCACCAUGGGAUUACUAAAGAGCC